Molecule: messenger RNA, 794 nt
Organism: Zea mays
Lineage: Eukaryota; Viridiplantae; Streptophyta; Magnoliopsida; Poales; Poaceae
Product: nitrilase-associated protein
Biological process (GO): cortical microtubule organization
Cellular component (GO): cortical microtubule, transverse to long axis
Source: RefSeq, marked validated
ACACUAGCAGAGAGUGGAGGACCAGACCACAAGCUCAUCGCAGCAGCACCUGCAAGCCACAGACUGAUCUGAAGUCUGAACAAAGAUGAGUCGAGGAGGCAGCAGCGGUGGUGGCCGAAGCUCUCUCAGCUACCUCUUCGAGCCGGAGGAAACCGUCCUGUAUCGCACUCGCACGAGCAACCAGGAAACCGAGAAGGCUCCGGAUACCAACAGCGGAUGCGUCAAGCAGGACGACGACGAGAAGAAGACGGUCGGAACCGAAGCAGUUCAUUCUCCUCCCAAGAGGGAGGUCUCCAACCCGAUACUCUCGUCUCACAAACCUCCCUGCAACAUCUACCAUACCGGCCAGUUAAGCUCCGGGCUUCUUAUCACUGACCGGCCUUCGACGAGGGUGCGCUGUGCACCAGGAGGGGCGUCGUCGCUCGGGUUUCUGUUCGGUGAGGAGCAUGAGAAAUAACAGACGGUCUCAGUCUAAAAUCUAGAAGACGGUUUGCCCCGCAUGCGUAUGCCAAAAUGAACAUCAUGGAAUGACUGCUUGUGAGACGAGAGUAUCGGGUUUCAUAGAGUGCCUGUAGAGCAUGUAUAUGCUAUGCUAUGCUAUGUCUGCUUGUGUUUGGACAGUCAGCUGUGUUCUGCUUUUUACAACGUGUGUAUGUAUAUUUAUGCAUCUUCGUAUUUUUUUUGGCCACGCAGGAUUGGAAGGGUGUUUGCAAAUGUUUGAUGUAAAAUUGUUGCUGUCCACACAUAAGUCAUAUUUAUAUGGGCAACUGAAUGGGUAUUUAUAAAAGCUAUAC